AUGGCCCGAAGAUCUGCCCGAUUGGCCGGAGAAAAGGCCCCUGCUCCCCAGGAGCUGCCCUCCAAGCGCGCCAAAAAGCAAAAGGUGAAUGGAAGUGACAAGAAGGAUAUCGAGGAGUCCAAGACCGAGGAGUCCAAGACCGAGGAGUCCAAGACUGAGGAGGAUGAGGCUAAGACCAACGAGUCCAAGCCUGAGGAAGUCCCCACUGAACUCCAAAUCGGAGACGCCCUGCCGGAGAAACUCACACUGCUGGACCAGGACAGCAAUCCCAUCGAUCUGAGCGCGCUCGUGGCCAAGGAACCCAUCGUCGUCAUCUUCGCCUACCCCAAGGCGUCCACUCCCGGAUGCACCCGGCAGGUGUGUGGCUUCCGAGACAAAUACGACGACUUCAAGAAGGUCGAUGCCACCGUGUUUGGAUUGUCGGCUGAUUCCACCGCCGCCCAGAAAAAGUUCCAGACCAAGCAGAAUGCGCCCUACGAGCUGCUGUCCGACCCCAAGCACGAACUGAUUGGCAUUCUGGGCGCCACCAAGACCCCCGGAAAGGUGCCCAAGGGCGUGAUUCGCAGCCAUUGGAUUUUCAAGAACGGAAAGCUCGCCGUCAAGGAGGUCAAGAUUGGCCCCGAGGCCAGUUAUACCCAGGCGCUGGAAGAGGUUCAGAAGGAGUAG
Yarrowia lipolytica CLIB122 is the source of this 666-nucleotide messenger RNA. RefSeq lists its product as uncharacterized. Lineage: Eukaryota; Fungi; Ascomycota; Dipodascomycetes; Dipodascales. The record is from RefSeq and is a predicted model, not a curated record. Gene Ontology annotation, cellular component: cytoplasm. Gene Ontology annotation, molecular function: thioredoxin peroxidase activity. Gene Ontology annotation, biological process: cell redox homeostasis; cellular response to oxidative stress.